AGGUAUGUUCAGGACAGAAGCUUUUCAACAAUAACUGAGUGGUGUGAUAUUCAACCUUUCCUUAUCCAUUACACGAAGAUAUCUUCUAUCCUCUAACUCUGAUAGCAACUCUUUAAAACAUUCCAACAGCCUGGUUACAGAAUCACAGUCAAAAUGACGUCAAUAAUGGACAUGCUUGUGGAUGUUCCUUUUGAGGAUGUUGAGGAAAAUACCGAAUGUGUUGUUGAAUCAGAAAAUAUAGAAGAAACAGCCAACAGCAGUGCUGAUGAAAAGAGCGAUGAAAAGAAAACUGACAUAUUUCUUCUCACGGACGAGGAAGAAGAAAAUAAUGAUUCAAAUAAUAUCAGUUCUUACUACACUGAACCAAUAGUUAUUCAAAAUGUGAAGCCAAAAGAAGUUGAGAAACAAUCACCCAUCAAAACUUUCAAGUCAACAAGAUCGAAACCAGUGAAGAAGUCAGGAAACAACACAGAGUCUGAGAACGAUACAGAUGGGGAGACGGUGACAGGACGAGAUCUUAGUCAGCCUGAACGAGAGGAGAGUCCUUUCGAUCCAGACAAUCCAGACCCUAAUGGUCCCAAGUACUGUCACUGCAGGUGGGGGGAGUCAGGGGUGAUGGUGGAAUGUGAAGAAUGUAACGAGUGGUACCACGACGAGUGUAUAGGUCUGACUGAGGAGGAGACUUACAAUAUUGAGACUUACUACUGUGCUCCUUGUUGUAGCUCUAACAGUGACCUCGUUACCAAGUACAAGGAGGAUCCUGUGAAACUGCGCCAACAGAUUAUUGAUCAGAUAAGAGACGAAGAGAAGCUGACUAAGCCAAAGAGGAAAAAAUCAAACAUAAAAGCAGAAACGAAAGCGAUACCAAAGAGACCUAAAGCAAAAUUAGCCACCCCAAUCAAAGCAGCCACUCCGAAAACCCCGAAAACCCCGAAAACAAAAGCUCCCAAACCAAAGAGAAUAGCCCAAUCUGAGCACAAGGAAACAAAACGAAAUAAAAUACUAAACAGGUCUAUCCCGGUGAAGAGAAGUUACUCAGACGACAGUAGUAGUGAUGAAGAUAAGGUAGCGUUUGUGAUAUGUGAGGAAUGUGGCGACUCGUUCCCCAACAAGAGGGCUCUAGUGAGGCACAGUAGGAAACAUGAGAAUCAGACUGAUGUUAAGUAUGAGUGUGACGAAUGUGGCAAGACAUUCAACACUUCUAAAUCACUGAGGGAUCACGAGGUGAUACAUUCCGGUGUAAAACCCUUCAGCUGCAUGUUUUGUGGGGAGGCCUUCUACCUCAUGUCACAGUUAACUAGUCACACAAACUCGAAGCACCUGAACGUCAGACACCAAUGUGACCACUGUUCCCGUUCCUAUAGCAACAAGCCCUCACUUGUAACACACAUGAAGAAAGUACACGGAGAAAACGAAGACUCCGACUGAAGAUCCAAUCCGCUGUUAAAUACACGAUUAGUAAAUUAAUUAACGAUAUAAUUAAUUAAUUGCAUAAUUUCAAGAUAAGUAUUUGCACUGAUGAACUGGGGCUGGUAUCGCUCAUUAUUACUGAAAUAUUAAGGUUAAGUAAUGUCAGAAGUGCUUUAUAUAAUUUUAUUGUAAAAACUUCAGAACAGCCGAAGUCGAGGCCGUUAAUUUGGGUUACAUUUUCUUAGAUUAAUAUCCUACACUGUUAUCCUACAGAUAUCCUACAGUUUGCAUUGUUUUUGUUAAAUUGAACAAUUUUAUUCAAUUCAUUAAUCAUUAUUUUAGUAUGAUAUUGUAUUUAACCUGCUGCAACUUAUUAAAUAUCGGUAAUAUCAUCCCUGUAUCUCAACAUUCAACUAAAUUAAAAAAAGAGGUUUUGCUCCGCAUUUUUAGCUAUCAAAUUCAAUUGUAACCUUUAAAUCUUAAAUAUUAAUGUUCUAAAUUUUAUGCUUAUUACAGUAUUGCACGAAUAACUAGUUUAUUAGCUCACUCCAGUACAACUAUAAUUUAAACUAGUUUCCAAACAGGAUUUGUUAUUGAUAAGUUUAUUGUGUGACCGUACCGAACUUUAAAUAUUUAACAAGUCGAA
This is a messenger RNA of Bolinopsis microptera, 2056 nucleotides long. Its product is annotated as zinc finger protein 681-like. The transcript has 7 exons. The coding region runs from base 154 to 1428 and encodes 424 amino acids. Gene Ontology annotation, molecular function: RNA polymerase II cis-regulatory region sequence-specific DNA binding; DNA-binding transcription factor activity, RNA polymerase II-specific. Gene Ontology annotation, biological process: epidermal cell differentiation; regulation of transcription by RNA polymerase II. Lineage: Eukaryota; Metazoa; Ctenophora; Tentaculata; Lobata; Bolinopsidae. Gene Ontology annotation, cellular component: nucleus. The record is from RefSeq and is a predicted model, not a curated record.